Molecule: messenger RNA, 594 nt
Organism: Cyclocybe aegerita
Lineage: Eukaryota; Fungi; Basidiomycota; Agaricomycetes; Agaricales; Hemipholiotaceae
Source: the annotation of a GenBank genome assembly
AUGUCCUCAUCAGUCUCGCUUUCCACAUUCCCCAAACUCAAUGCAACCAACUACAACACUUGGAAACAGGACAUGACUGCCUGGUUCUGUGCUGCUGGUUUGUGGCGCAUUGUUGAUGGGAAGCAAUCUGCACCUGUCCUUGCUUCUCCUGCCACUGGAGCAGAUUUGAUUGCAGAAGACACAUGGUUGAUCAAGGUGGAUCAUGCUGCUGGCGCUUUAGCCCUCUCUGUUGAGGAAGAGCAGCGCAUUCACUUUGAUGGUAUUGAUGAUGAUCCUGUCAAGAUGUGGAAGGCUUUGCAAGACGUGUUUGUCCAAAGAUGUCCUGGUACCCGCUUUGAUGCCUAUGACAACCUCUUCUCUAUCCAGAAGAAGGAGGGUGAGUCCUUGCAGUCUCUCAUGAAUCAUGUUGACGAAGCUAUCCACCGUAUCAAGGAGCUUUGUGACAAGGAUUUCACUCUCCCCAAGCUUGACAAUGAGUUGAACUGCAUGGCACUCAUUUGUGCCCUUCCUGAGGAGUACCAAUCUUUUGUCUCCUUGCCUCAUCUGAUGGAAAAGAUGGACAAGGAUGCUGUCCGCUCUCCAGGAGUGGUUUGA